AUGGUGGCAAUACCGAUCACCAGUAAUCGCCACUCUUUGGAUACCGAACCAACCGAAGGCAGUCGCACCUAUGCCAUCAUCGUCUGCGCCUUUGCGUCGCUCGGAGGUUUUUUCUUUGGCUAUGACCAAGGUGUGACCUCCGGUGUGUUGAUCAUGGAUUCGUUUCUAAACGACUACUGCGUCGGCUGGCACAAUUUCACGUAUGACGAAUGCACACGCUCCACCUCUCAACUUCCUGGAGAAUGGACAACCUUCACUGUGUGGUACAAUAUGGUCUACAACCUCGGUUGUCUGGUUGGUGCUCUGAUCGGUGGCUACGUCGCCGACAAGUUCGGUCGUCGAGCUACCAUUUUCUCCGCCGGCGUGCUGUUCUGCAUCGGAACUACCUGGGUGUGUCUGAACCCCGCACACGACCACACACUCAUGUAUCUUGCACGUAUCGUGCAGGGCUUCGGUGUUGGCAACUCGUCGUUCUCGCUUCCGUUGUUCGGAUCCGAGAUGGCUCCAAAGGAGCUUCGAGGUCGUCUGUCCGGGUUGAUGGUCUUCCCAGUUACGUUCGGACAGUGGCUUGCUAACCUGAUCAAUAUCCCGGUAGAGGACGACAGCAACGGGUGGCGUAUCAGUAACGCCGUAGCGAUGAUCCCUCCGGUUAUCGUGCUCUGUGGUAUCUUUUGUGUGCCUGAAAGUCCUCGUUGGACGUAUCAGCAAAAGGGCAAAGAGAAAGCUGAAGCCGUUCUUAAGCGUCUACGCCAGACAGAGAACGUUCACCAUGAGCUUCAAGCUAUCGGUGACCAGAUCGCUCAAGAGGAGUCCGAAGGACUGGGACUCAGGGAGCUUUGGGAGCCAUCAGUCCGUAAGCGUGUCUUUAUCGCCAUGGCGUUUCAGUUAGGACAACAGGCGACCGGUAUCAACCCGAUCAUGACCUACGGUUCGCUCAUCUUCAAGGACAUCACCGGUGCCGGUAUCUACGCGUCGCUUCUGCUCAGUGGCGUCAACUGCUUGAGUACGAUGCCCGGUUUGUUCAUGUUGGACAAGUUUGGACGCCGUCAAAUGGCUCUCAUUGGCGCUGUGGGGAUGUUCAUGGGUCACCUCUUUGCUGCCGUUCUGUUCACUGCGAUCUGCGAUGGAAACGUCGACGACUCUGGCUGCCCUGAGGUCGGUGGUUGGUUCAUCUGCAUUGGUACAGCGUUCUUUGUCUUCAGCUACGCGGUCUCGUGGGGCGCCGUGCCCUGGAUUUACUGCUCGGAGAUCUUUCCGAUGAACGUGCGAGCGACGGCGGUAUCGCUGUCGACGGCUGCUAACUGGGUCGGCGGUGCGCUUAUGACGGAGAUUGUCAAGCUGUUCCCACACCUGAACAUCAACGGCGUCUUCUUUCUGUUCGCCGGACUCAGCGUCUGCUGUGGCGUGUUUGUCUACUUCUUCUGUCCGGAGACUAAGGGUCUUCUUCUUGAGGACAUCGAAGAACUUUUCCACUCGCGCACAAGCGCCAAGUCGCCUGCCUACGUUGAGGCUAAGUCUCCGGUCGUUCUGGCGUAG
Phytophthora infestans T30-4 is the source of this 1536-nucleotide messenger RNA. RefSeq names its product Major Facilitator Superfamily (MFS). The record is from RefSeq and is a predicted model, not a curated record. Gene Ontology annotation, molecular function: carbohydrate:proton symporter activity. The coding region runs from base 1 to 1536 and encodes 511 amino acids. Gene Ontology annotation, cellular component: membrane. Lineage: Eukaryota; Oomycota; Peronosporomycetes; Peronosporales; Peronosporaceae. Gene Ontology annotation, biological process: carbohydrate transport; transmembrane transport. The transcript has a single exon.